Molecule: messenger RNA, 3204 nt
Organism: Hippoglossus stenolepis (Pacific halibut)
Lineage: Eukaryota; Metazoa; Chordata; Actinopteri; Pleuronectiformes; Pleuronectidae
Gene: txnrd3
Product: thioredoxin reductase 3
Exons: 16
Coding region: 262-2064 (600 amino acids)
Biological process (GO): cell redox homeostasis; glutathione metabolic process; cellular response to oxidative stress
Cellular component (GO): mitochondrion; cytosol
Molecular function (GO): glutathione-disulfide reductase (NADPH) activity; thioredoxin-disulfide reductase (NADPH) activity; flavin adenine dinucleotide binding
Source: RefSeq, a predicted model, not a curated record
ACGGAUCGAGCGCACCCAGAUAGUAAGAGCCGAUAAUAAAGGAGGUUUGGCGCGGGUGGUGCAGGAGCCACUGACCACAGAGGAGAGCCCCAAGCCGGCUGCUUGUUACUGCGGGCUCCUGGAGAAACACCCAAGAGGCUGGAAGACAUUUUUAUAUCCACACACAGAGACUCGGAGCGGCGUCAUUAGACUCCCCCUCCCUCUAUAGUCAGUCGUGUCUCGAGGCUUGCCCCGCGCAGGCACACGGAUAUCUGCUGAAAAAUGCCUCCUGUGGAUCAUGACACCGGGAAGAACGAGCUCAAGUCUCGGAUACAGCAGCUCAUCGCUAUCAACCAAGUGAUGGUGUUCAGUAAAAGCUACUGUCCGUUCUGCAUCAAGGUGAAAGAUCUGUUCAAGGAGCUGAAAGUGGAGUGUAACGUGGUGGAGCUGGACCUAUUAGAGGAUGGAACCAGCUACCAGGAGAUGCUGCUUGAGAUGACUGGACAGAAAACUGUUCCUAACGUCUUCAUCAACAAGACACACCUCGGAGGCUGUGACAAAACAAUGCAGGCUUACAAAGAUGGCAGCCUGCAGCAGCUCCUGAGUGGUGAAAAUGAAUCCUAUGACUAUGACCUGAUAGUCAUCGGAGGAGGAUCUGGAGGCCUGGCCUGCUCAAAGGAAGCUGCUUUAUUGGGGAAGAAGGUCAUGGUGCUGGACUAUGUUGUGCCCACACCUAAAGGAACCACCUGGGGUCUUGGUGGAACUUGUGUGAACGUGGGCUGCAUUCCCAAGAAGCUGAUGCACCAGACGGCCAUGUUGGGUACUGCCAUGCAGGACGCACGCAAGUUUGGCUGGGAGUUUGACGAGAAAGUGAAACACAACUGGGAGACGAUGAGGACGGCGGUGAACAACUACAUUGGCUCGUUGAACUGGGGCUACAGGGUGGCACUAAGAGACAAGAAUGUCAACUAUGUCAAUGCCUAUGCAGAGUUCACUGAACCACACAAAAUCAAGGCGUUAAACAAACGAGGGAAGGAGACAUUUUAUACCGCAGCAAAUUUUAUCCUAGCUACAGGUGAGAGGCCGCGCUAUCUGGGCGUCCCUGGAGACAAGGAGUACUGCAUCACCAGCGAUGACCUCUUCUCGUUGCCUUACUGCCCGGGAAAGACUUUGGUUAUUGGGGCGUCCUACGUGGCUCUGGAGUGCGGUGGUUUCCUAGCCGGCCUGGGCAUUGACGUUACCAUCAUGGUGCGGUCCAUUCUGCUUAGGGGCUUUGACCAGGAAAUGGCCAACCGUGCUGGAGAGCACAUGGAGGAACAUGGUGUAAAGUUCCUCCGUAAAUAUGUCCCUGUGAAGAUAGAGGAGCUGGAAGCAGGCACUCCUGGCAGGCUGAAGGUGACAGCUAAGUCCACAGAAAGCGACGAGAUCAUCGAGGAAGAGUUUAACACCGUGCUGGUAGCAGUGGGCCGAGACGCAUGCACAGACAAGCUUGGACUGGACAAAACAGGGGUCACAGUCAACCCAAAGAAUGGAAAAAUUCCAGUGAACGAUGAAGAGCAGACCAAUGUGCCCCAUAUCUACGCCAUCGGAGACAUUCUGGAGGGCAAGUGGGAGCUGACGCCUGUCGCCAUCCAGGCUGGCAGGCUGUUAGCACGACGCCUCUAUGGGGGAGCAACGCUCAAGUGUGACUACAUCAACGUUCCCACGACUGUUUUCACUCCACUGGAGUACGGCUCCUGCGGUCUGUCAGAGGACAGAGCCACUGAGCUCUACGGGCUAGACAACAUUGAGGUGUACCACAGUCUGUUCUGGCCUCUGGAGUUUACUGUGCCUGGCAGAGACAACAACAGAUGCUACGCCAAGAUCAUCUGCAAUAAACUUGACAAUGAUCGAGUCAUUGGGUUCCACUACCUGGGCCCCAACGCAGGAGAGGUGACGCAGGGUUUCGGUACAGCCAUGAAAUGUAGAGUCACCAAGGAGCAGCUGGACGGCACCAUUGGCAUUCACCCGACCUGUGCUGAGAUCUUUACCACCAUGGAAGUGACCAAGAGCUCCGGUGGAGACAUCGCCCAGUCUGGCUGCUGAGGUUAAACCCUGCUUGUUUAGCGGGCUGCUCUCACGUUACACUCCCUCUCUACAUCAACAGUAAAGCUCAGCCUCACCUCACACUGCUCACUUUACAGGGCAGUUGUGUCUCAGGACAAGGCUCACACCACAGCCAGCGUCUGAAUCAUUUUGGUUCACUAAUGAGCUGAGAGGUGGCUGAAAGAAUCCCGAGCUGAGACUGAGCGAGUCUCCAGCUCUGAGGAAGUUUAAUGUGAGGGCAGCCUGCUGAACAGCGGGGUUACUCUGCUGAUCUACUGGGCUUCACCAGUGUGAUGUUCUCAGAGGAGCUCCAACACACACACACCCUUCGAGUGUGAGUGUUUGGGCUGUUUUUGACGUCCUGGCCUGUAACCUCAAAUGAUGAGGUGGGCGAGGAUCGAUGUCCCUCUGCAGAAGCACCUGAUGGUCCCGAACCCUUCGUCCAACCCCAAUUUAAAACACUUGUCAUUCACUCCCCAGUUUACAGCCGGUGCGAAGGCUGAAUUAGACUUCAGUUGAACAGAUUGAAACGCGCAUACACAGGGUUUGAAUGGCUGCACGGCUCUGAACUCUGCUGCAGCGUAAUUAUUUCAUCUGGUGUGUGUGUGUAUAUUUGUCGACUAAAUGUUGAGCCUUCAUCAUUCAACACAUUCCUCUUAUUGGAUCUUUAUAUAAUAUAAAGGUCUGUACAUGUUGUUGUCAAUAUUUGUGUCUGGUGUGAGGAGGCACCAGGGUUUUUCUGCCGUGACGAGAACAUUUGUCUCUCCAAAGUGUUUAUUUAAAACAAGUCUGCACAGAGAAGAAGAGCCAGCAGGUGAACACCUCUCAAACCUCUGCUGUGCUGCAUCACAACACUUUCAGACACAAUCAAAUGGAAAAUAAAUGGAGUUGUACUGAAUGUGGUUUCAACAAAACAUUUUCUUAAAAUUUGUACUCUUAUUAAUUUAAUGCUUUGUUUGUUGCAUCUUGCUGUUUGCCUCUGCCUUAUGUUUAUGUAAACGAUAUAUUCAGUCUUCUAGAGGACAGUACUCAGAGUGCUCUCAGUGAGUUGGUCAUUGAUAUAAACGACUUGUUCGUUGGUGUCAAACCACUGUAGAUUAUGUCUCUCUUAAGAUUUAAUAAAGGAAGAUUUAACCUUCA